GGAAGACCUGUUGUCGUUUUCAAAUAUUGAAAAAAUAAUCCAUGAAACGACAAAAUAAUCCAUUCGAUUCGGCGGAAACCGACUUGGUAGUUUUGAACGAGUAAAGAUGGAAUUAUGAACGACUUUUUCAAGCACCUCAACCGGAGGCCGAAUUCCAUAACGCGCGUUUUAUCAAUAUAAUUUUUGAACAAGGCUAUUCAAAGGUCAAGGUAUGAAAUGAGAGCGAUUUUUUCGCAACCCAGACAGCCAGCUUGGAAUAGAAAAGAUGCUUCUAUCAACUCGGUUGAUCAAAAUAAGACAUGAAAAGCUCUGUACCACAAACCGCGUCUGCGUAACAGUCACAGGAAUGAUGAUUUUCUUUGUGAUUUUGUAUUUUACUUCAAAGAAUUGGGGCCAACUAGAGGAAGAUGAAAUACUCACAAAUCUGAGAUAUAAUGGCUUAUUAGUACGAGCAGAAUGCAAGGCUUGCCUCAAAAUAGCCAUGGCCAAUCAACAGAGACACCAAGAUGAUGUAACAACUGGGCAGCAUCACAACUGCACUAAACUUCAAAGAAAGAUAGACCUCUUAGAACAAAAAAUGAAAUUAUAUGAAAAUUUAGGUAAAUUUACAGAAGAAGAUUCGUUAGUAAACCAUUACGGGAGCAAAGUGCGGCAAAAUAUUCUUGUCAUAUCAAAUCUUCAUUGUGGCAGUUCGUUCUUAGGUGAAAUCUUUAAUCAGCAUCCUCAAGUGUUUUACUUGCACGAGCCCGUAGAAUCAUUGGAAUAUUACCGGGAGAAUAGACCCGAGAACGUCUACGAUACCAUGGUGACACACCUCCUCAAUGGCAUCUUUCACUGUGACUUUCGUGAACUGGCUUAUUUUACGGAUUUUAUUUCUUUGCAGUAUAGCUCGAUCAAGCACAGAUUAUCAAGCAGAGCACUUUCUUCACCUCCACUUUGUCCUUCCUUCAGCCAAAACCAUCCUCUAUUUAAUAUUCGAAUGUGCACUAGACUUAGGCCUCAAACUUUGUCUGCAAUAUGCAAUCUGCAUAGGCAUACAGUAGUCAAGACAAUUCAGGUUGAUUUUAUCCACAAGUUGUCUUAUCUUAUGGACACAGAAGGACCAGCCGAUUAUGCCUUGAAAGUCGUACACCUCGUGCGCGACCCGCGUGCUUUGAUUGAUGCUAAAAUUCAAAACGAUUUAAAUAGUAAUUGGACUACAACAUCUUUACGUCAAAAUGCCCGAGCAAUGUGUAAAGAUUUACUUCUGAAUAUCAAAUACGCAGUAAGUGCUCCCCCCUGGUUACAAGGUCGUUAUACGUUGCUACGUUACGAGGACCUAGCAACCAAGCCACACCAAAUUGCCGAACAGCUUUAUCAGUUUGUAGGGAUAAAUAACGAUGCUCAAGUUCGAAGAUGGCUCGAUAAAAAGUCCAACACUGUUUCUUAUUCUGGUAUGAGUGCUUUAAAUCCCAGUGGCCCUGUAGAGGUACAAGAUAGAAGUUCGAGUGAAAAUGUUUUUCAAUGGAGAGGACGAAUGCCAUACUCUGUCGUUAGGAUCAUAGAAACUGAAUGUUAUGAAGUCAUGAAUUUAUUAGGUUAUAAAAUUGUAGACGAUAUGGAUGAACUUAGGGCAACUAAUAUUCCUCUUGUGGAUUAAGAGAUUUGAGUAGCUAUGAAUCGGAACGUGCAACUGAUCAAAAGCUAUUUUGAAGAAUUUCUUUUAAUCGACUUAGUGCCGUUUACAAUUUAGUCGUUCCAUAUAGAACUGAAUCUCCAUCUCGUUCUAGAGAAGUGACUGAGGAGAGUUGCUACUAUAGUCACGAACAGUUGAAUAAUGAAAGAGUUAGUUGCUAUGUUUAUAAUAAAACAUCGGGGUUGUUCAUAAAACUAAAAAUAUAUAUAUAUAUAUAUAUUUUUUUAAAGGUUUCGGCUUCAUUGUUCGAAAAAGACGUCAUUAAAAUUAAAGUAAUAUAUAUAUGGAAAAAGAAAAAAGAAAAAAAAGGCAGGAAUAGAACAACUAUUAAAGUAAAAACUUUUGUACGGAUGGAAUCCUUGUAACUUUUGUCCAAUUGAGCUUACACCCGAAGGACAUCGAAACUUGUUUAUCCAUUCCUUCCUAUUCAGUAACCACUUCAAUCUUGCCUUUCGAAAAAGUUUCAGUUGUUUUACUAAUAAA
This is a messenger RNA of Actinia tenebrosa (Australian red waratah sea anemone), 2158 nucleotides long. Its product is annotated as carbohydrate sulfotransferase 1-like. The record is from RefSeq and is a predicted model, not a curated record. NCBI's taxonomy places the organism in Eukaryota, Metazoa, Cnidaria, Anthozoa, Actiniaria, Actiniidae. Gene Ontology annotation, biological process: sulfur compound metabolic process; N-acetylglucosamine metabolic process. Gene Ontology annotation, molecular function: N-acetylglucosamine 6-O-sulfotransferase activity.